AGCAAGGGUUUUUAACAUAGUUUCAGAGCAUUAAGCAAUGGCAAUACAUGUUUCAGAAGAUAUUAUUCUAGAGGAAAUACUUUCCAGAUUGCCCGUAAAAUCUAUCUUACGGUUCAGAUCUGUUUGUAGGGCCUGGCUCAAAAAGAUAGACAGCCCCGAGUUUGUCCAACAGCAGCUCUGUUGUUCCGCCUCUCUCAGCUGCCGCAAUGGCACCGGUCCUCUUCUGUUCGAACGUAGAAAUUUUGAAAUCCAAAAUUUCACUCUUCCUCUUCUACGCUGUGACACCCUACUAGUGGAAAAAGAAGUGAAAAUUCCCCUCGGUUUAGCGGUCCGCACCCCCUUUAAUCGCAUUUCGGUAAUUGGUUCCUGCAACGGAUUGGUUGCUAUAAGUGUAAUCCCGUUAAAGCUUAGUGAUAUGGAUUGGCUUGUCAUAUGGAAUCCUGCAACUAAGCAUUAUAGCGAACUUCCCAAACCGAGUAUCUCCACGAGAGAGCUCCUUUACUAUGGAUUUGUCUAUUUAUCAUCUGAGAAUGAUUAUAAGAUAAUUCGACUAGUCUCCCCGGGUCUUUGGGGUGUGUUGGAGGGAGAUAUAUCCAUAAAGAUGGAGGUAUAUUCAAUGAAGCUAGAUUCUUGGCGAAAACUUGAUACAAAAGUAGCAAUGGUUCAUAUAGGUUACGGUAUGAGGCAUGAUAUUUGCAUUGGCCAGUUAAUACAAUCCCCUGGUGUCAAUGUAAACGGAGUUUUGCAUUGGAUAUUUUUCGGAACAGUUUCGAUACUUUCAUUUGAUAUGGUUAAUGAGGUAUUCAAUGUGAUUCAAAUACCAAAUGCUUUUUCGCUUCCAUUUGUGAACAAAAACAAACUUGGUGGUGCACAAGUGAGGAUCUUGGAGCUUAAUGGAUUCCUUGCAAUAGCAUCAGCAAUUUCAUCAACCUCAACCGUUACAACAGCAGCAUUGAUUGACAUAUGGGUUAUGAGGGAGUUUGGGAAUUUUGAAUCAUGGUCCAAAUAUAUGUCUUUUGAGGUGCCAGAGGAAAUCUGCAGCCAUUCAUUUAAUUUGGGUAGUUGGAUAAAGGGUCAAGUUAUUCUCUUUGGGUGUAAAGAUAAUGUGAUGCUGUUUGAACCUUCGAGCAGCACCAAGAGUAUUAAGUAUGUUGAGUGUCGUUCUAUCCGGUACAUAAAAGGAGGCUGUAACUACUACGAGACAUUGAUUCCAGUUGGAAGGAGGUUUUAAGUAUGUGCAAUUCCAUUAUGUUUUAUUUUUUUCAUUUAUAGUUUCACCUUUAGUCUUUUAGGUUUAAGUUAUUUUAGUUGUGAUAAUAUUUAUGCAUUUUUCUAUGAGUUAGAAUAGAUUUGAACUUUCCAGUGGAUGUCAUUGAUUGAUACUUCUAUAAUUUUCUUCUUCAUUUUACA
Molecule: messenger RNA, 1410 nt
Organism: Impatiens glandulifera
Lineage: Eukaryota; Viridiplantae; Streptophyta; Magnoliopsida; Ericales; Balsaminaceae
Product: F-box/kelch-repeat protein At3g23880-like
Exons: 1
Coding region: 38-1231 (397 amino acids)
Molecular function (GO): protein binding
Source: RefSeq, a predicted model, not a curated record